Molecule: messenger RNA, 915 nt
Organism: Coprinopsis cinerea okayama7#130
Lineage: Eukaryota; Fungi; Basidiomycota; Agaricomycetes; Agaricales; Psathyrellaceae
Product: metalloprotease
Exons: 5
Coding region: 1-915 (304 amino acids)
Molecular function (GO): metallopeptidase activity
Source: RefSeq, a predicted model, not a curated record
AUGUACUUACUCGCCCUACUCUUCUCCAUCGUUCAUGCGACGACCGCCGCUGCCGCACUCGUGCGGUGCGGCUCACACCUCUCCACAGAUGAGGUCCUAGCCGCCGAGGCGCACUUCGAAGCCCACAAAGUACGCGCCCUCGCAGACCACCAAGCAGGCUUCACCAGCUACAACGUCGAAGUCCACUUCCACGUCAUCAACUCCGGCGAGUCUCCCGCCGAAGGCAACGUCCCGUACGACAACUAUAACCAUCUCAAACUCCCUUCAACCACACCUGACCAUGACACCUUUGCCAGGGACGCGCAAAUCGAAGACCAAAUCGCCGUCCUGAACGAAGGGUUCGCAGAUACCGGGUUAACAUUCACACUAGUCAACACCACGAGGACUCUCAACCUCCACUGGUUCGCAAACGCCAAUGCGCGGAAUAGCGUCGACGCUGAGAUGAAGCGCGCGCUUCGAGUCGGGGGUCCCGAGACGCUCAACAUCUUCACGGUGGGGUUUACCUCCGAAGAUAACGCCGGUACCAUCGGAUAUGGGACUUAUCCCACUGGUUACGCGAACAAUCCCUCCGUCGAUGGUAUUGUGCUCUUGUUCUCCUCCUUGCCGGGUGGCACGGCUGCCCCGUACGACGAGGGAAAGACCGCGAUUCACGAAGUAGGACACUGGGUUGGGCUGUACCACACGUUCCAAAACGCAUGUCGGCCCAUUGGGGACUUUGUUGACGACACACCGUCAGAGGCAUGGGAGGCGACGGGGUGCCCGAUAGGCCGCGACAGUUGCCCUGAAGAUCCUGGUUUGGACCCAAUCCACAACUACAUGGAUUACACCGACGAUGCGUGCGUGACUCACUUCACCCCUGGUCAAGUCGAGCGUCUCCGAAUGCAGCUCGCGACAUACCGCGGUAUCACCUUGUGA